Sitophilus oryzae (rice weevil) is the source of this 2231-nucleotide messenger RNA. RefSeq names its product bifunctional 3'-phosphoadenosine 5'-phosphosulfate synthase-like. Bases 99 to 1985 code for a protein of 628 amino acids. Lineage: Eukaryota; Metazoa; Arthropoda; Insecta; Coleoptera; Curculionidae. Gene Ontology annotation, biological process: sulfate assimilation; 3'-phosphoadenosine 5'-phosphosulfate biosynthetic process. The record is from RefSeq and is a predicted model, not a curated record. The transcript has 11 exons. Gene Ontology annotation, molecular function: adenylylsulfate kinase activity; ATP binding; sulfate adenylyltransferase (ATP) activity.
CGCAUUCGAUGGGUACUGUCGGCGAAAGAGUCGACAGUACCACACCAAGAAGAGAUAUCGCAAUUUUUAGCAGUGAUAGAUAGUAUUAUUUUUCAAAAAUGUCAACAAAAUGGAAUCAGCAGGUUGCUACCAAUGUGAAGUAUGAGAUGCGCCACGUGAGCAGGGAGAAGAGAGCUCAGAUUUUAGGAUCCGGUGAAAGGCGUUUUAGGGGUUGUACAGUUUGGUUCACUGGACUUUCCGGGGCUGGAAAAACUACAAUUUCUUUUGCUCUGGAAGAAUUUCUGGUCUCCAAUGGCAUUCCUGCUUACAGCCUGGACGGAGACAAUAUGAGAACAGGUUUAAAUAAAAAUCUUGGAUUUUCUAAAGAAGACAGAGAAGAGAAUAUUAGACGUAUUUCUGAAGUUUCAAAGCUUUUUGCCGAUGCAGGUCACAUUUGUCUUUGCAGCUUUGUUUCUCCAUUUAAAGAGGACAGAGAUCGCUCUAGAAAGGCUCACGAAGAAUCGAACUUACCAUUUUUUGAAGUAUUUGUGGAUACGCCUAUAGAAGUGUGCGAAGAACGUGAUGUUAAAGGUCUCUAUAAAAAAGCUAGAGAAGGCACGAUUAAGGGAUUUACUGGAGUUGAUCAAGAGUACCAGAAACCAGAGCAUCCUGAGUUGGUUCUUAAAACAGCCAAGACACCUAUAGAAGACUCAGUACAAUUAGUAGUAGAAAUGUUAAUAGAAAAUGGUAUCAUUCCAAAAAAUGUAAACGUGAACGGUUUAAGUCCAACAAAGGAAGCUUUUGGUGCAGUAAAAGAACUGUUUGUACCUGAAAAUGAACUUAAGGAUAUUGUAAAUGAUUCCCAUAACAUGCCUAGGAUUGAUAUGAAUAAAGUAGAUGUGCAAUGGCUGCAGGUGCUUAGUGAAGGAUGGGCUACGCCUUUGAAAGGAUUUAUGAGAGAAGAUGAAUACCUUCAGGUUCUUCAUUUUAAUACCCUAUCUGUAAAUAAAGCCAGAAUAAACCAAAGUGUUCCCAUAGUACUACCCAUAAGCAGCUCUGUAAAAGAAAAGCUGGAAGGCAAGAAGGAUGUUGCAUUGUUUUACAACGAUGAACUGUACGCCAUUUUAAGAGAUCCAGAAAUAUUUUACCACAGAAAGGAAGAAAGGGUGGCUAGACAGUUUGGUACUACACAUAAAGGGCAUCCACACGUUAAGCUGAUAUACGAAUCUGGUGAUUGGCUAAUAGGAGGUGAUCUAGCUGUAGUAAAAAGAGUCAAGUGGAACGAUGGCUUGGACAAGUAUCGAAUGACUCCUAAAGAAUUGCGAAAAAAAUUCGAAACUAUGGGUGCCGAUGUAGUUUUCGCGUUCCAACUUCGAAAUCCAAUCCACAAUGGACACGCUUUGUUAAUGACAGACACUAAAAGACAAUUGAUUGAAAAAGGUUAUAAGAAACCAGUGUUGCUUUUAAAUCCUCUUGGUGGAUGGACCAAAGAUGAUGACGUUCCACUUGACAUACGCAUGCAGCAACACCAAGCAGUGCUCGAAGAUAACGUGUUGGAUAAGGAUUCCACAGUUCUGGCUAUAUUUCCCAGUCCAAUGUGUUAUGCUGGACCAACAGAGGUGCAGUGGCACGCCAAAGCUAGGAUGGUAGCCGGCGCCAACUUUUACAUAGUAGGCCGUGAUCCGGCCGGAGUACCACAUCCAGAGGGAACCAAAUCCACCCCUGACGGAAACAUGUACGACUCGACCCACGGAGGACGUGUCCUAAAGAUGGCUCCGGGAUUAUCCAGUCUGGAAAUCAUACCGUUCAGAGUUGCUGCAUACGACACGAAAGAAAAGGCUAUGGCCUUCUUCCAGCCACACAGGAAGGAGGAGUUUGAUUUUAUUUCGGGAACUAGAAUGAGAAAGUUUGCAAGAACUGGAGAACAGCCACCAGAAGGAUUCAUGGCACCAAAAGCGUGGCAAAUCAUUUCAGAUUACUAUCAGUCUUUGGAAUUGAAAUCAUAAUGUAUUGAAGCUCCGUUUUCUUGUUGUUAUCUACCAUUAUGUUUUUAUAUAAAGUAAAAAUCAUUUAUGUUUACAAUAAAUAUUAAUAUAAUUUCCCAAAAAAAUACUAUAAAAAUUCAAAUUUUUGUUCUUUGCAAAAUUGUAAAUUAUAAUUGUAAUGUCACUUUAAUUAAUUGUAAAAUUCAAUAAUUAAUCUAUUUUUGUUUAUUAUGUUGUUGCAAUGUUAAGCUAAUUUUUAGUGUUUAA